Molecule: messenger RNA, 483 nt
Organism: Rangifer tarandus platyrhynchus (Svalbard reindeer)
Lineage: Eukaryota; Metazoa; Chordata; Mammalia; Artiodactyla; Cervidae
Source: the annotation of a GenBank genome assembly
AUGCGGCCGGUCAUCCGGUCAUCUGUGCUGGGUGGGGGCGACAGGAAAGAAAAGCCCCUCCUCAGCCUCAUUCCUGGAAGCCGCCGUCCCCCUCUCCCCAGCUUGCCCUCAUGGGAGCUCAGUGAAUGUUGGCUCAAACAGGACCAGGACGUGCGGUGUGGAGGGGCAUCCACUGUGACACCAGGGGCAUCCACAGACCCUCCGCUGGACUCUGAGUCUCAGCGGCAGUUCGGGAGGCAGAUGCUGCUCGGGGGGCUGGAGGAUACCUCCAGGCCUGGGCGUGAGUCCCUUCUGCCCCUAACUGGUCACUCCUGCCUGCGCUGGGCAGUCACGUGUCAGGUACAGUGCUACAGCAGCGAACAAAGACAAGACCUCUGCCUGGGUGCAGCUCGUAAGACGUGGUGUCAGAGGCAGGCAGGGAAGGGGCAGCUCUCCGAGGAGAUGGGGACAAGAGUGCCCUACCUGCUACCCCACCCAGAAUGA